CGAGUACUCCGUACUCAUACCUAGCGAAAAAACUUUACGAGCGCAAAAUGCAUAUGCCUCCCAAAUUCGUUGGCCAGAAGUUGUCGACUGCUGCUGCCCAGCAACAACAGCACACACUCGAAUUAUAUCUCGAUUACGUGUGUCCGUUCUCGGCAAAACUGUUCAACACAUUCUACGCUUCAGCCAGACCUAUAAUUACUCAAAAGUAUGCGUCGAAGCUUCAGGUCAUGUUUCGUCAACAAAUACAGCCCUGGCAUCCAUCGUCAACCUUGGUACAUGAAGCCGCGGCUGCUGUUCUAAGGAUAGCCCCGGAGAAGUUCUGGCAAUUCAGUGCCGACUUGUUCAAGUACCAAGAAGAGUUUUUUGAUGUGAAUGUUGUUAAUGAAACACGUAACAAGACCUAUGAGCGGUUGGCAAAAAUUGCCGGCGGUGUUGGCGUGAAUGAGCGCAAGGUUCUCGAGUUGUUGACUAUCAAAGAGGAAGCCGAGAGUGGACAAUUGAACGUCGGAAACGAGGUGACCAAUGACAUUAAGUUGAUGGUCAGGUUAAAUCGUGUUGUAGGCGUACAUGUGACCCCUACAGUAUACUUCAAUGGACUCGAGGAGCCGGGGAUUAGCAGCAGUUUUGACGCUACCCAAUGGGAACAAUGGCUGACCAAGAAUGUGAUCUGAUUGCCUCUUUGGAAGAGGAAACAAAGAUGAAACAAAUGUAUUCCAAUGUCAAUUCUAUAUGUCUUUCUUUCAUUCCCACUAUUUUCCCCAUCUCGUUCAAUGCUCCGAAAUUCUGUAUUUGAAUGUAGUCGGCUGUUU
Messenger RNA from Aspergillus glaucus CBS 516.65, 809 nucleotides. Its product is annotated as DsbA family protein. The record is from RefSeq and is a predicted model, not a curated record. Lineage: Eukaryota; Fungi; Ascomycota; Eurotiomycetes; Eurotiales; Aspergillaceae. The transcript has 6 exons. Bases 48 to 671 code for a protein of 207 amino acids.